Sphaerulina musiva SO2202 is the source of this 1340-nucleotide messenger RNA. RefSeq names its product methylenetetrahydrofolate dehydrogenase. The transcript is spliced from 3 exons. Gene Ontology annotation, molecular function: methylenetetrahydrofolate dehydrogenase (NADP+) activity; methylenetetrahydrofolate dehydrogenase (NAD+) activity. Gene Ontology annotation, cellular component: cytosol. The record is from RefSeq and is a predicted model, not a curated record. Gene Ontology annotation, biological process: purine nucleobase biosynthetic process. NCBI's taxonomy places the organism in Eukaryota, Fungi, Ascomycota, Dothideomycetes, Mycosphaerellales, Mycosphaerellaceae. The coding region runs from base 88 to 1044 and encodes 318 amino acids.
AACACACUUAAAUUCUCCACUCGUACUCGCUGAUACAGGCAGACACGGCCAUUAUUCUAUAAUUUGCAACAUUGCACCACAUUCACAAUGGCAACCGCGCCUGCCAGCACUUCGUGCAAAGUUGUGCUAGCGAGCGCGAUUGCAAAAAAAUUGCUCGCAGAAGUCGCCAGUGGCAUCGAGGCUCUGCCGCAGCCUCCGCGCUUACACGGCUUUCUCGCCAACGAUGAUCCAGCUGCUGAAAUGUACGCGAAUUGGACCAAGAAGACAUGCGAAGAAAACGGUGUGGAAUUCACGCUGCGCAAGGUCGAUCGCGAAGCCCUGGAAGAUGAGAUUCGAUACGCAAAUCAAGAUCAAAAGGUCGAUGGUAUGAUUGUCUAUUAUCCCGUCUUCGACACGAUGCGAGAUCGAACUCUGCAAUGGACAGUCAGCUUGUACAAGGAUGUCGAGGGCCUGUCACCACAACUCAUAUCGAACAUGUAUCAGAACAUUCGGUUCCUGGACCCACCCGACAACAACCGCAAGUCCAUCUUGCCGUGCACACCACUUGCCAUUGUCAAGAUUCUGGAGUAUCUGCAAAUAUACAACAACAUUCUCGACUACGGAACGCGUCUCCAUGGACGACGAAUCACGGUCAUCAAUCGCAGUGAGGUGGUCGGUCGUCCACUUGCGGCUCUGCUAGCCAAUGAUGGAGCUGAAGUCUAUAGCGUUGACGUUACUGGCGUGCAACAAUUCAGCAGAGGCUCUGGAUUGAAGAAGCAGAAGCAUGCCACUCGUGAGAUGCCAGGUUGGACUUUGGACCAGUGUCUGCCCAUCAGCGACGUUGUGAUCAGCGGUGUCCCAGGCGAAAAAUUCAAAGUCCCUACACAUCUCGUGCGCGAUGGGGCUGUGUGCAUCAACUUCUCGAGCGAAAAGAAUUUCCAUCCAGACAUCAAGGAGAAAGCAUCAAUCUAUGUGCCAGCCAUAGGUAAGGUUACGAUUGUGGUCCUGAUGCGCAAUUUGCUUCGGCUCGCGCAGAAUAAGCCGCAGACGAACGGUAUCAACUAGUCCUGCUCUUUCUUCGUGCAGGAAAUUGUGCUUCAGUGCAAUGAGAUACGACUACAGGCUUCGAGUUGAUGGAGCGAGGUCAGUUCGGCGGCGUGGUUAGCUAAGCUUAUGCAGGCUGUGGCAUCGUGGAGCCGCUACAUAGCUUGGUACAAUGACUGUACUGUCUCUCCAAGUUCGUGUGCUCGCGACAUUGAGGAGGAUUCAUAUUAUAGCUGCGCAUAGACGGUGUGUUUCGAUCCUAAGUCCAUCUUUUGUGUAUUGAAACCUACAAUCGUUCGGCAACCAAACUAGAUAAC